AUGACCGAGGAAAAAGCUCGAACUCCGGCAGCGCGGCUGCGCCAGCUGAUGCGCAACCAAGACAUCGUUGUGGCGCCCGGAGUUUUCGACGGCAUCAGCGCACGCAUGGCGCUGGCAGCGGGCCAUCAUGCGCUGUACCAGACUGGAGCAGGCACCUCGGCAUCGCGACUGGCUCGUGCUGACCUGGGAUUCCUCGGCAUGUCGGACAUGGUCGGUGCAGCGGGCGUGUCGAUCAUGGCAGAUCCGACCAUGACGACGCCCGUGAUCGCCGAUGCAGAUACCGGCUUCGGUGGCGCACCCCAAGUCGCUCGGACGGUGCAAGAGUACCAUCGAGCUGGUAUUGCGGCGCUGCACAUUGAGGAUCAGGUGCAGUCGAAACGAUGCGGCCAUCUGGACUCCAAGCAGGUCGUCUCGCGCGAGGAGUUCAUCUCUCGGAUUCGAGCAGCCGUGCACGCACGGGACUCGCUGCCCUGCGCACCCGAAGACCGCAUCCUCAUCAUCGCUCGUACAGACGCUCUGGCCGUCGGAGGCUUUGAUGAGGCAAUGGACCGUCUCUCCCUCGCCCGAGAUGCUGGGGCCGAUAUCGGCUUCCUCGAAGGCAUGAAUUCCAGCUUACAGGCCUCCACAGCUAUCCGCGAACUUCGCGGCUGGCCUCUGAUGGCGAACUGCGUCACGGGCGGGAAAUCGCCCCUAUGGACGGUUGAGCAAGUCCGGCUCAUCGGGUUCAAAAUCGCCAUCUUUCCAUGCGCCGGCAUCUUCCCAGCUGCAAAGGCGCUCCUCGCAUCCUACUCGCACCUCACCGAGCACGGAAUCGGCAUCGAAGCCCAGCUCGAGCCGAGCAAAAGCACCGUCAACCUGGGAGGCGCAGACCCCGCAGGACUCCGAAACUUCUUUGCCAGCAUGGGCCUCGACCACGAAGUCGCAAUCGACCAGCUCGCCGCAGGCGGAACUGGUCUUGGCAACGUUUGA
This is a messenger RNA of Moesziomyces antarcticus, 969 nucleotides long. Its product is annotated as phosphoenolpyruvate/pyruvate domain-containing protein. Gene Ontology annotation, molecular function: catalytic activity. The coding region runs from base 1 to 969 and encodes 322 amino acids. The transcript is spliced from 2 exons. NCBI's taxonomy places the organism in Eukaryota, Fungi, Basidiomycota, Ustilaginomycetes, Ustilaginales, Ustilaginaceae. The record is from RefSeq and is a predicted model, not a curated record.